Messenger RNA from Populus nigra (black poplar), 1906 nucleotides. RefSeq names its product glutamate dehydrogenase 1-like. NCBI's taxonomy places the organism in Eukaryota, Viridiplantae, Streptophyta, Magnoliopsida, Malpighiales, Salicaceae. The transcript is spliced from 11 exons. Gene Ontology annotation, biological process: L-glutamate catabolic process. Gene Ontology annotation, cellular component: mitochondrion. The coding region runs from base 333 to 1568 and encodes 411 amino acids. The record is from RefSeq and is a predicted model, not a curated record. Gene Ontology annotation, molecular function: L-glutamate dehydrogenase (NAD+) activity.
UGUAGCCCACCUCCAAAUUCAUCCCUUUAUGGUGAUUCAAAGCAAAGAAUUCCUUUCUCCCUAAGCUUAUAUAUAUAUAAUGGCUGUGAAGCGUGCUGUUUUUGCUUUUGAUUAAUCACCUUGAAGUUUUGGCUUUGAUAACUCUCACUAGUCAACUCCAUGUGAUGAUGGUGAUAAACUUCCAGAAAAACUCAACCGUCUAGAAUGGUUGUGUGCUUGCAUAGUCUAAAUAGUUGAUUGUGUGUCAGCAUCUAAGCCAGCCAGACAGGUUGCGAUAAGGUUAUUUUUGGAGGAAACGUUAAGAAACUCUUCAGAAAGCUUCAGGAGCAACCAUGAAUGCGUUAGUGGCAACCAACAGGAACUUCAAGCGGGCAGCUAAGCUGUUGGGGUUGGACUCCAAGCUUGAGAAAAGUUUGCUGAUUCCAUUCAGAGAGAUUAAGGUUGAAUGUACCAUACCCAAAGACGAUGGCACUUUGGCGUCUUUUGUUGGGUUCAGGGUUCAGCAUGACAAUGCCAGAGGUCCCAUGAAAGGGGGGAUUAGAUACCACCCAGAGGUUGAUCCAGAUGAAGUCAAUGCAUUAGCACAACUUAUGACAUGGAAAACAGCAGUAGCGAACAUUCCCUAUGGUGGGGCUAAAGGUGGAAUAGGGUGUAAUCCAGGGGAGUUAAGUGUGUCUGAACUGGAACGACUUACCCGUGUGUUCACUCAAAAGAUACAUGAUCUAAUCGGAAUCCACACAGACGUUCCAGCUCCUGAUAUGGGAACUGGUCCACAGACUAUGGCGUGGAUACUGGAUGAAUACUCCAAGUUUCAUGGCUACUCACCUGCUGUUGUUACUGGAAAACCAAUUGAUCUCGGUGGAUCUCUAGGCAGAGAUGCCGCCACUGGACGAGGAGUGCUCUUCGCUACAGAAGCCUUGCUUAAGGAGCACGGGAAGACCAUAUCAGGGCAACGAUUCGUCAUCCAGGGUUUUGGAAAUGUGGGUGCCUGGGCCGCCCAACUAAUCAGUGAGCAGGGAGGGAAGAUCGUUGCCGUAAGUGACAUCACUGGAGCUAUAAAGAACAACAAAGGGCUUGAUAUUCCAAGCCUACUCAAACAUGCCAAGGAACACAGAGGUGUGAAAGGAUUCCAUGGCGGGGAUCCGAUCGAUCCCAAAUCAAUACUAGUUGAGGACUGUGACAUUCUCAUUCCAGCAGCCCUUGGAGGUGUCAUCAACAGGGAGAAUGCAAGUGAUAUUAAAUCCAAAUUUAUUAUUGAAGCUGCCAACCAUCCAACUGAUCCUGAGGCUGACGAGAUUUUGUCAAAGAAAGGUGUUGUUAUUCUUCCAGAUAUAUUUGCUAACUCAGGAGGAGUCACUGUUAGUUACUUUGAGUGGGUUCAGAACAUCCAAGGAUUCAUGUGGGAUGAAGAGAAGGUGAACAAUGAACUAAAGAAUUACAUGACGAGAGGUUUCAAAGAUGUGAAAGAGAUGUGCAAAACCCACAACUGUGAUCUGCGUAUGGGAGCCUUCACUCUAGGUGUUAACCGCGUUGCACGAGCUACCGUUCUUAGAGGUUGGGGAGCCUGAGAUGUUUGCAGCUCUGAAUAAAGAUAGGCUUCAAACAACUUGUUGAGAUUUCUCUUGCUUAUGGAAGUUUAAACAACUUCUUGUCAUGUGUAUUGCCUUAAUUUCCAGCUCUCAAGGUGUUUCUCGUAUGAACUGCAAAUUCUCUUGCAGAAAGUAGGGAGGAAUUGCUGAGGGUUUAUGGUCUAAUAAUUGUUUUCUUAUAGCAUUUUAGUUUCUUCUGAGGUGGAAAGAUUUGAUCUUGGAUACCCUCGAGGCUUUUAUCACUGCCCAAUACCUCGUUGGCAAAGUUUAUUGUAAGUUGGAAAUUGCGUUUAAUAAUUUAAACUUCCUAUUCAUAA